This is a messenger RNA of Brassicogethes aeneus, 1231 nucleotides long. Lineage: Eukaryota; Metazoa; Arthropoda; Insecta; Coleoptera; Nitidulidae. The record is from the annotation of a GenBank genome assembly.
GCCAAAAUGGCCAAUCAUUAUGAAGUUCCAAAUUGGGCCGGCAAACCGCCUGUUGGCUUGCAUUUAGACGUUUUAAAAGGCGAAAAGCUAAUCCAAAAGUUGAUGAUUGAUGAGAAAAAAUGUUACUUAUUUGGAAGAAACGUACAAAUGAAUGAUUUCUGUAUAGAUCAUGCUUCAUGUUCUCGAGUACAUUGUGCCUUAGUUUGGCACAAACAUCUCAACAGGGGUUUCUUAGUGGACCUAGGAAGCACACAUGGAACCUUUAUUGGUACAAUGCGUUUAGAGGGUUACAAACCAACUCAGUUACCUAUAGAUUCUACAUUUCAUUUUGGAGCAAGUACAAGAAAUUAUAUUAUAAGAGAAAGGCCUCAAAAUGGCAUGAGGCCCAUUAUUGAUGAAAUUGAGAAAGCUGGAGAAGAAACCGAAGGAGGUUUAUUGGGUCUUCCUGAGACAGAAACUGAGUUAGAUAAUUUAACAGAGUUCAAUACAGCCCACAACAGAAGAAUUUCCAUGCUGGGUAUAUCUGAUGACCAAGAAAAGCGUAAUAGCAGAAAACGCAAAAGACAAAGUGUUUCUUUCAAUGAAGACGAGGAAAUCAUAAACCCUGAAGAUAUAGACCCCAGCGUGGGGCGUUUUAGAAAUUUAAUACAGUCUACAGUGGUGCCUGCAUCAGCGAAACGAGCGAAAAUGGUUGAAAACAUGGGAAUCCAUCUUUCAGACUUUAAAGUGCCGAAAACGCUGCAUAGUCCUGCGCCAGAUUUAUACAAUGAUCUACCCCCUGAGUCUCAUACAAAUCCAAGUUCCAGUAACUUAAAUUUGUACAGUUCGUUGAGUUCCCGGUUAGGUAUUGUGCUACCUAAUCCUGCUCCUGAUGUGGACAUGGGACAAAGUUUUCCAAAUCCCACACCGUUUGUACCUCAGCAAGUUCAAAAUACCGAUUCUUUGGAGCCGAAGAAGAAAAAGUAUGCCAAGGAGGCAUGGCCAGGAAAAAAACCAAUUCAAACUUUAUUGGUAUAAUACUAUUUUUUGUAUAUUAACUGUUUAGAUUAAGAGGAAAUUAUCGACUGUUUUGUACAUUAUAUUAUAUAUUAUACAGAGUAGCAUUUUAACUAGGAUAGCGUUUAUCUGUUCUAUGUUAAAUGUGUUAACCUGUGUAAUCAGGUAUGUAAUGCUUGUUCAAUUUUAAUUUUUUGAGUAUUAUUAAUAGGAACAAAUAAAUCUUUAACACACG